This is a messenger RNA of Leptosia nina, 2187 nucleotides long. NCBI's taxonomy places the organism in Eukaryota, Metazoa, Arthropoda, Insecta, Lepidoptera, Pieridae. The record is from the annotation of a GenBank genome assembly.
AUGGAAGCAUUAAUACCAGUAAUUAAUAAAUUGCAAGACGUUUUUAAUACUGUUGGUGCUGAUGCCAUCCAAUUACCGCAGAUUGUCGUCUUGGGAACUCAGAGUUCUGGAAAAAGUUCAGUUAUAGAAAGCCUUGUGGGGCAUUCCUUCUUACCCCGCGGUCCAGGUAUUGUGACGCGACGACCUCUUAUUCUACAGUUAGUCUAUAGCCCUAAAGACAGCAAAGAACAUCGCUCAGCUGAAGAAGGUACAGUUAAUUUGGAAGAAUGGGGCAAGUUUCUCCACACAAAGGAAAAGAUUUAUACAGAUUUCGAUCAAAUCAGAGAAGAAAUAGAAAGAGAAACAGAUCGCAUGGCUGGAAGCAACAAGGGUAUAUGUCCAGAACCAAUAAACUUGAAGAUUUAUUCCACCAGAGUUGUCAAUCUUACGCUAGUAGAUCUUCCUGGUAUCACCAAGGUGCCAAUAGGUGACCAGCCAGAAGAUAUUGAGAAUCAAAUAAGAGUCCUCCUUAUAAAGCAUAUAGCCAAUCCUAAUUCAAUAAUAUUAGCUGUGACUGCAGCGAAUACAGACAUGGCUACCAGUGAAGCUAUCAAAAUGGCUAAAGAAGUUGAUCCUGAUGGAAGGCGAACUUUAGCUGUUGUUACUAAGCUGGAUCUCAUGGAUGCAGGAACCGACGCCAUUGAUAUAUUAUGCGGGCGCGUAAUCCCAGUUAAGCUCGGCAUUAUUGGAGUAGUCAAUAGAUCACAACAGGAUAUAAUCGAUAAAAAAUCUAUUACGGAUGCUUUAAAAGAUGAAGCCACUUAUCUGCAACGCAAGUAUCCGACUAUAGCUACUCGCAACGGCACGCCGUACUUAGCCAAGACCUUGAACAGACUUCUCAUGCACCAUAUAAGAGACUGCCUGCCGGAACUCAAGGUUCGGGUCAACGUUAUGAUAUCGCAGUUCCAAUCUCUUCUUAACUCUUACGGAGACGACGUUUCCGACAAAUCUCAGACGCUCCUACAGAUUAUAACUAAAUUCGCGAGCGCUUAUUGUUCCACUAUAGAGGGCACUGCGCGUAAUAUCGAGACGACCGAACUGUGCGGAGGCGCACGGAUUUGUUAUAUUUUCCAUGAAACGUUCGGUCGCACUUUGGACUCCAUACACCCUUUAGUAGGUCUUACCCGCAUGGAUAUAUUGACUGCGAUACGCAAUGCGACUGGUCCCAGGCCUGCGCUUUUCGUACCUGAGGUGUCGUUUGAAUUGCUGGUCAAGCGGCAAAUAAGACGGCUGGAGGACCCAUCUUUGCGCUGCGUAGAACUGGUACACGAAGAAAUGCAGCGAAUCGUACAGCACUGCGGCACGGAGGUGCAGCAGGAAAUGCUCCGGUUCCCGCGGCUGCAUCAGCGCAUCGUUGACGUGGUAACGCAGUUGCUGCGUACGCGGCUGCCAGCUACUAACUCUAUGGUGGAGAACUUAGUUGCGAUCGAAUUGGCGUACAUAAACACGAAACAUCCAGAUUUCCACCGCGAGGCGGCGCUAGUAUCUGGUCUGCUCAAGAGCACAGACGGGCUUGAAGACUUCAGGCAUAAGCCUACAAGGCCCGCACCAUCGCCGGUACAUAACAUGAUCAAACAUAUGCCGGCUAUAACGGAUGGACACGACAACCGGUCACCACCACAGUCGCACAGUGAAUCACCACAAACUCCACAGAUGAAUGGAAGUCCAGAGAACAAAGUGCUGACUCCACAGAAACCCGUGAACCUGCUGCCCGAAGUGCCCAGCCACACGUCGCGAAAACUCUCCGACAGAGAGCAGCACGAUUGCGACGUUAUCGGUGGACGGAGUGGGAACGGAAAAGAUAAAGACCAAAAUGCUAACCAAAAGACAGUAGAUGGCAUCAAUAUGAUGCAUUUGAACCAUAUGGGUGAUUUAGUCGAGAAACUGAUAAAAUCCUACUUCUACAUAGUACGGAAGUCCAUCCAGGAUUCAGUACCAAAGGCUGUUAUGCACUUCCUCGUCAACUUCGUGAAGGACAAUCUUCAGUCGGAGCUCGUGACCCAUCUGUAUAAGUCUGAUCAGGCGGAGAGCCUGCUGAAUGAGUCUGAGCACAUUGCUCAGAGGAGAAAGGAAGCUGCCGAUAUGCUUAAAGCUCUUCAACGCGCCGGUCAGAUCAUAAGCGAAAUCCGCGAGACACAUAUGUGGUGA